GUACGCAUAGCGCACGAGACGACCCUCUUCGAAGCCGUAGAAGUUGUGAUUUAAUAACGAUCUGAAAAAAAGUAGAAGUUGCUCGUACUUCUUCCUUCCGGUCCAUUACCCGAAAUGCUCCUUGUUUCCGGCCAACAUUAAGAACCGCGACAAUUAUAUACUUUUUGAAUUGAAAAAUAUCAACACAACAAUGUCCAACGAGUGGCGGUAUAUCGACAGAAAGGGGCGGGUCCAGGGCCCCUUUCUCCAAAGUCAGAUGCGGGAGUGGUACGGGGCGGGCUUUCUCCCCCACGAGCUCCGGGUCCAGCCGGACCCCGGGUGCCCGUUUGCGCCGAUCCGGGACUACUUUCCGAACAUGCCGGUGAGUCAAAUUUUCGUCGCGGCCUUCAAGAAACCCAGCAGCAUGAACGAUAUUGCGGCGUACGCGCAACACGUGGAACAGAAGGAGCUGCAGCAGCAGGCCGCUGCAGCUCAGCAACUAGUACAACAACCCCAACAACCUGCUCCGGGAGGAGCUGGAGCUGCUCCUGCGCUAGUUGUACAGCAGCAAUCUUCUCAACAGCAGCCCCAGCAACACCUGUCCAUGCAGCAAAAAGCGGCAGCGGUGCAGCUGUCCAAAAAAUCGAAGUCGAAAAACAAGAAGGCGAACACCGGGGCGGAACAGGUGCAGGACAUGAACCCGGCGAACAUGCCGACCAAGAUUUCGCCCGCACAGCUCCUGAUGAAGGGCUCGUCUACGGCCGCACAGAUGGCGAUGAUGAA
Messenger RNA from Amoebophrya sp. A120, 762 nucleotides. The record is from the annotation of a GenBank genome assembly. Lineage: Eukaryota; Dinophyceae; Syndiniales; Amoebophryaceae.